Messenger RNA from Yarrowia lipolytica CLIB122, 1197 nucleotides. RefSeq lists its product as uncharacterized. Lineage: Eukaryota; Fungi; Ascomycota; Dipodascomycetes; Dipodascales. The record is from RefSeq and is a predicted model, not a curated record. Gene Ontology annotation, biological process: protein dephosphorylation. Gene Ontology annotation, molecular function: protein serine/threonine phosphatase activity.
AUGCUACGCUCUUGUACGCGAACCACCGGCUCUACCCUCUCAACCCUGUCCCCCCUCACAACCGCCUCCAACGCCAGAUUCUUCUCGCUGCUCCUGGACCAGGACAAUGUCUCCAAGCUGCUGCGCUCAUUCUGGGGCCAGCCCAAGUCCAAGCCCGUGGCCACGCGAAACCCCAUCCGGCUCUCCGACAAGCUGAAGGAAAUGCACUCCCUCAAGUCCAUCUCGCCCUCCUACACCUCCAUGCCCAUGUCGUCGCAGAUCCCGCACUUCCACCCCACCCCGGCGCCCAUCCGCCGAGACGCGCUGUUUGUGCAGACCGCCGCCGCUCAGGCCGCCCACUACAGGUACAAAAACGUGCCCGAAGAGGUCAUCCGAGAAGCAUGCCCCCGAUCGCUGGUGCGAGGGAUCGGAGAGACCGAGUGGAUGCCCUCGGUAGAGACAGAGCUGCUAAGAAACGGAGAAGACGUAGCGCUCAUCUCCAAGGACUUCAUCGGGCUGGCCGACGGCGUCUCUGGCUGGAACGACAAGGAGGCCGGCCACGCAGGCCUAUGGGCCCAGCUGAUGCUGCUGCGAACAUUGUCCAUGCUCGAGGUCGAGCUGCUGCAUCCCGAGAACCAGCAAGCCGUGGACCAGACCGAACAGGUCUCCGAGUACCUCAUUUCCGCCCUGGACGAUGCCUUUGAAUACGCCACCAAGACCAUGCAUGAGCUCAAGUUCGAGGGCUCCUCCACCGUUCUCAUCUCGUGCCUGGCCGGCAACAACCUCAUUGUGGCCAGCAUCGGCGACUCCAAGAUGUGGGUCUACCGGGACGGCGAGGCCAUCUUCACCAACAAGACCAAUUCUCGAAAGAUGCUGGGCACCCGAUCUCCCGGGUUCCCUUCCACCAACCGGGACUUGAUUUCCGUGGUGCCGGUCCAGCCUGGCGACAUCAUUGUCCAGUGCUCCGACGGUCUUUCCGACAACCUGUGGCCCGAGGAGAUCCAAAAGACUCUGUACGAUGCCAUGGCCGAGGGUAAGAUGAACGAGCGGGGUCCUCUGCAGACCGCCGCGGAUGCUCUGCUUGCUCGGGCUCUGGACGUGGCCAACGACAAUUUUGCCAUCUGUCCCUACAUGGAGUCUCAGAAGAACGACUUUGCCAUGGGCGGCAAGAACGACGACACCACCAUUUGUGUUUCCCAGGUUCACCAGAACUCAUAG